UGGAUCGUUUAUUUAAGUGGUGGCCACCGAAAAUGGCUUCUAGUUUUUUCUUUACCAUGUUCCUGCAUAAUGUAAUCUAAUGUUGGUGUGCUUUUCUUACGUCACGGAAUUUCCAGCAACCUGCCAAAAAAAAGUUAAACGAACCUGAAUAAAGCUUUUUUUGGUGUGAACAUGUGUAAAAACAUUAAAGUUCAGUCAAUUUUAUUUAAAAUAUACGAACAUCUUGUUGCUUCAAAAUCGAAAUGUUUAAAAACGUCAUGUGUACUGCGUAUUUUAAGCGCAGAGUUGACUGAAAAAACUUUUCGACCUAACGCGGAAGUUGUUUGAAGGAACUCCCGCGGAUAUAGUACUUGUGCGGAUAAGCCACGUGAAUUUCUUUAGGGAUGUUUGUGUUUACAACUGAAUGAAAAAGAUGUCAAAACUAAAACGAAAGAAACCAGCAGUUGAGAAAUGUAGACCCGAGCAGCAGUCCGUUGUCAAAAACACAAGUGAGAGUUUCCGCAGGGUGCAGGAAAGUCACUGCAGCAAAACACUUACGGACAGAUCUCCUGGUGCUGCUGUGCCAUGGUGGAAGAGAUCUGAAUUAAAUGAUGACGAGAGAAUUUGGGCUCUUACUUUAACAGCCCUUUGCCCAACCCUGCAAACACAUCAGGAGGAAUGUAUUCCUCCGCUUCCGCCACCCUCAUCCACACUUCUGCAGGGAGCUCCUGUGGAAAAAGUAAGUGACUGGAAGUGGGGCCUUUCAAAUAAAGAUAUUGACCUUCCGGGUCUGCCCGCUCCAUCUUAUGUUCUUCACCCUCCUCCUUUGAAUGACCUCACUUCAUGCCCUCCAACAGUAGAGGACAAUGGGAAAUCAACAGCCCGUACAGAUCAAGGGGAGGGUACAUCAGUGUGUGACCUUCAACCUACGAAGCAUCAGCACCUAGAAGGUCAUGCAUCAUUAGAUAAACAGAGCGACAGACUUUGCCCAGCAAGGAAAGUCUCUCAAUGUGUGGAAAUCACAGAGGAUCAUGGGAAUGCAGCAGUCAAAACGUGCAGCUCAUUAAAGAGACCCCUGAGCUACGAAGAGGGCGAGAGAAUUAAACUGAAUACUAAAACACUUUCUGUGCACGGAUACGGACAGAACAGUUCAGUCCCAACAGGACGGCAUGGACGAGAAGGGGAGAGGGAUGUUUUUGGAACUCAGGUGGUUGCAUCUGGAUCUGGAGCAGGAGGAUCUAAAUUAAGAGUGGGAACAAAACAAGGAGCAGGAGGACCUGGAACACAGCUGAAAACAACAUCAGGACUUGCAAUAAAAUCAAGAACAGGAGGAUCUGGAUCAGAGCUCAGAACUAAAUUGGGAGCUGGAGGAUCUGGAUCAGAGCUCAGAACGAAAUCAGGAGAAGGAGGAUCUGGAUCAGAGCUCGGAACUAAAUCGGGAGCUGGAGGAUCUGGAUCAGAGCUCAGAACGAAAUCAGGAGCAGGAGGAUCUGGAUCAGAGCUCGGAACUAAAUCGGGAGCUGGAGGAUCUGGAUCAGAGCUCGGAACUAAAUCGGGAGCUGGAGGAUCUGGAUCAGAGCUCAGAAAGAAAUCAGGAGCAGGAGGGUCUGGAUCGGGACUUGAAACAAAAUCUGAAGAAUCUAUGUUAAGCUUGGAAAUAAAUUCGGGAGAAGAGGAAUCUAAACCAGAACUGGAGUGCUGCCCCAUGUGUCUGAUGGCAUUUCCUGCAGGGUUCUCCCAAAUGGAAUGUGAUGGACAUCUUGCACAGUGUUUAUCAGAGAUGCAUGAAGAUAUCGUCUGGUGAAGACAUAAACCAGUUUUCUGAUUCUUUUAUCUGUGCUUUCCAGCGUGUGCUUGCAAAGCAUUUGGACCUUUCAGAUGUUCUGUUUAUGAUUAUCUCAACCCUUUUAUUUCAUUUCUGAAACUGGAUUGCAAAAGAAAAACGCAAUAAAGUCAAAGUGACGUCUUCUCCA
This is a messenger RNA of Triplophysa dalaica, 1952 nucleotides long. RefSeq lists its product as uncharacterized. The coding region runs from base 404 to 1783 and encodes 459 amino acids. The transcript has 4 exons. The record is from RefSeq and is a predicted model, not a curated record. Lineage: Eukaryota; Metazoa; Chordata; Actinopteri; Cypriniformes; Nemacheilidae. Gene Ontology annotation, molecular function: ubiquitin binding.